Molecule: messenger RNA, 2251 nt
Organism: Perognathus longimembris pacificus (Pacific pocket mouse)
Lineage: Eukaryota; Metazoa; Chordata; Mammalia; Rodentia; Heteromyidae
Gene: Rgs9
Product: regulator of G protein signaling 9
Exons: 19
Coding region: 142-2160 (672 amino acids)
Biological process (GO): intracellular signal transduction; G protein-coupled receptor signaling pathway; regulation of G protein-coupled receptor signaling pathway
Source: RefSeq, a predicted model, not a curated record
GGGGCCGAGCGCGCUCCCCGCCUAGCGCCUCCGGGGCGACGCCCAGGCCGGGGGCGGGCCAGGCCGGCUUGCCCCACUUGGGGGGGCUUUUCCUUCCUCUUCACCUUCGUGUGGCGCUGGUGAAUUCACCCAGGGUCCGGCAUGACGAUCCGACACCAGGGCCAGCAGUACAGGCCGAGGAUGGCAUUUCUCCAGAAGAUUGAAGCGUUGGUGAAAGACAUGCAGAACCCAGACACAGGGGUCAGAAUGCAGAACCAGAGGGUCCUGGUCACCAGUGUCCCUCACGCCAUGACAGGAGGUGAUGUUCUGCAGUGGAUUGUCCAGCGUCUUUGGAUCUCCAAUUUGGAGGCCCAGAACUUGGGCAACUUUAUUGUCAAAUACGGGUACAUCUACCCUCUGCAAGACCCCAAGAAUCUCAUUCUCAAGCCUGACAGCAGCCUCUACCGAUUUCAGACACCCUAUUUUUGGCCCACUCAGCAGUGGCCAGCAGAAGACACAGAUUAUGCCAUCUAUCUCGCCAAGCGAAAUAUCAAGAAGAAGGGGAUUUUAGAAGAAUAUGAAAAGGAGAAUUACAAUUUCUUGAACAAAAAAAUUAACUACAAGUGGGACUUUGUCAUUAUGCAGGCCAAAGAGCAGUACAGGACUGGAAAGGAAAGGAACAAGGCUGAUCGGUACGCACUGGAUUGCCAGGAAAAAGCCUACUGGCUGGUGCACCGGAGCCCGCCAGGAAUGAACGAUGUGCUGGACUAUGGCCUGGAUCGAGUGACCAAUCCAAAUGAAGUUAAGAAACAAACAAUCCCUGCUGUCAGAAAAGAGAUCAUGUAUUACCAGCAGGCCUUGAUGCGGUCCACAGUGAAGUCGUCCGUGUCUCUCGGAGGGAUUGUCAAGUACAGCGAGCAGUUCUUGUCCAACGAUGCCAUCAUGUCGGGCUGUCUCCCCAGCAACCCCUGGAUAACGGAUGACACCCAGUUCUGGGAUUUAAAUGCCAAGUUGGUGGAAAUCCCCACCAAGAUGCGGGUGGAAAGAUGGGCCUUUAACUUCAGUGAACUGAUCCGGGACCCUAAGGGCCGACAGAGCUUCCAGUACUUUCUCAAGAAAGAAUUCAGUGGGGAGAAUCUGGGAUUCUGGGAAGCCUGUGAGGACCUGAAGUAUGGAGACCAGUCCAAGGUCAAGGAGAAGGCAGAGGAGAUCUACAAGCUGUUCCUGGCCCCCGGGGCCAGACGGUGGAUCAACAUUGAUGGGAAGACUAUGGACAUCACGGUGAAGGGGCUGAGGCACCCCCACCGCUACGUGCUGGACGCAGCGCAGACCCACAUUUACAUGCUCAUGAAGAAGGAUUCGUAUGCUCGCUAUUUAAAAUCUCCAAUCUAUAAGGAAAUGCUGGCCAAGGCUAUCGAACCUCAGGAAACCACCAAGAGAAGCUCCAGCCUUCCGUUCAUGCGCCGUCACCUACGGUCCAGCCCGAGCCCUGUCAUCCUGAGACAACUAGAAGAGGAGGCAAAAGCUCGAGAAGCAGCCAACACGGUGGACAUCACCCAGCCAGGCCAGCACAUGGCUCCCAGCCCCCACCUGGCUGUGUACACGGGGACCUGCGUGCCUCCCUCUCCUUCCGGCCCCUUCUCCCCCUCCUGCCGCUCCCCCCGGAGGCCUUUCCCCUCGCCCAGCCGCUUCAUCAGGAGGCCCAGCACUGCCAUCUGCCCCUCGCCCAUUCGAGGGGCCUUGGAGAGCUCUUCGGGCUUGGAGCCCAAGGGGGAAGCCAGCUGGUCUGGUGUCCACGGCGAGAGCAGCGAGGCCCCCAUCGAUGGCCCGGGGUCCCUCAGCCAGGCCAGGGCCCCUCCUAAGGCCCGGCCAGCCCUGUCCCUCAGCAGGUUUCUGAGGCGAGGUUGCUUGGCUUCUCCGGUUUUUGCCAGGCUCUCACCCAAGUGCCCAGCUGUGUCCCAUGGGAAGGUGCAGCCCCUCGGGGACGUGGGCCAGCAGCUGCCGAGGCUGAAACCCAAGAAGGUAGCAAACUUUUUCCAGAUCAAAAUGGAUGUGCCUACAGAGAGUGGCCCCUGCCUAGUGGACUCGGACGACGCUGGGACAGGGGCGUCUAGUGACCGGGCAACAGAAAACGAGGUCAUCUGUCCCUGGGAGAGCCUGGCAGAGGGCAAGUCUGGCUGAGCUGGGGCUGCAGGCCACGCACGUCUUCCUGGAAGACCCUGACAGAUGGGGCCACGGAGCACACGCGCUCUCAAACCAAAGUGCAUUAGAA